UAACGCGGAGAGAGCGGGACCGUCCCAGCAGCGCGGCCGGUGGCGGCGCUAUUGCUCUGCUCUCGCGAGAACGCCGCGCUGUGGCGCUGGGGCGGGCGGCGGCUCUCGCGAGAGCUGCGGCGCCGGAGCCAACAUGGCGGAAGAGGAAGUGGCCAAGCUGGAGAAGCACCUGCAGCUGCUCCGCCAGGAGUACGUGAAGCUGCAGAAGAAACUCGUGGAUACAGAAAGGAGAUGCAACGUGCUGGCUGUGGAGGCCAACCAGGACAACGCCAGCGACACCUUCAUCAGCCGCCUGCUGGCCAUUGUGGCUGAGCUCUACCAGCAGGAGCAGUACAGUGAUCUGAAGAUAAAGGUUGGGGACAAGCACAUCCGUGCUCACAAAUUUGUCCUGGCGGCGCGCAGCGAUUCGUGGAGCCUUGCCAACCUGGCCUCAACUGAGGAGCUGGAUCUGUCAGCAGAUGCUGACCCAGAGGUAACCAUGGCAAUGCUGAGGUGGAUCUACACAGAUGAACUUGAGCUGAGAGAAGAUGAUAUCUUCUUGACAGAACUCAUGAAAUUAGCUAAUAAAUUUCAGCUCCAGCUGCUUAGGGAAAGAUGUGAAAAAGGAGUGAUGUCACUGGUUAAUGUCAGGAACUGCAUCCGUUUCUACCAGACUGCUGAGGAGCUCAGUGCCAGCACCCUCCUCAACUACUGUGCUGAGAUCAUUGCUAGCCACUGGGAUGACUUGAGGAAAGAAGACUUCAGCAGCAUGAGUGCUCAGCUGUUGUAUAAAAUGUUCAAGUCCAAGACAGAAUAUCCCCUGCAUAAGGCCAUUAAAGUGGAGAGAGAAGAUGUAGUCUUUUUGUACCUUAUUGAAAUGGAUUCUCAGCUUCCUGGGAAGCUCAAUGAAUUGGAUCACAAUGGAGAUCUUGCUCUGGAUCUAGCCCUGGCCCAAAGACUGGAGAGUAUUGCAACUACACUGGUCAACUACAAGGCUGAUGUGGAUAGGGCAGACAAGAGAGGCUGGAGUCUGCUCCAUAAAGCCAUCCAGAGAGGAGAUAAAUUUGCUGCAAACUUUCUCAUUAAAAAUGGUGCCCGUGUGAAUGCUGCUACACUGGGAGACCAGGAGACUCCUCUGCACCUUGUGGCAUCCUACAGCCCCAAGAAGCACUCCCCAGAUGUCAUGGCAGAGAUGGCACAGAUUGCUCAGGCCCUCCUGCAGGCAGGAGCCAACCCAAACAUGCAGGACAGCAAAGGCAGGACCCCCUUGCACGUGUCCAUUGUGGUCAGGAAUGAGCCUGUGUUCAGCCAACUCCUGCAGUGCAAGCAACUAGACUUGGAGCUGAAGGAUCAUGAAGGCAGCACAGCUCUGUGGCUUGCAGUCCAGUAUAUCACUGUGUCCUCUGAUCAGUCUGUGAACCCUUUUGAGGAUGCCCCUGUUGUGAAUGGAACCUCCUUUGAUGAGAACAGUUUUGCAGCAAGGUUGAUCCAGCGAGGCAGCAAUACAGAUGCUCCAGACACAGUAACAGGAAACUGCUUGCUUCAGAGAGCAGCUGGUGCAGGAAAUGAGGCAGCCUCUCUCUUCCUAGCAACGCAUGGAGCAAAAGUCAACCACCAAAACAAAUGGGGAGAAACCCCACUGCACACAGCCUGCAGGCAUGGCCUGGCAAACCUGACAGCAGAGCUCCUGCAGCAAGGAGCCAAUCCCAACAUCCAGACAGCAGAAGCAGUGCCUGGGCAGAAGGAUGCACCUGCUCCUCCAUCAGCAGAGAAUGUUCAUCUGCAAACUCCCCUUCACAUGGCUAUUGCUUACAACCACCCAGAUGUGGUGUCAGUCAUCCUAGAACAAAAAGCUAAUGCUCUUCAUGCUACCAACAAUUUGCAAAUUAUUCCUGACUUUAGUCUGAAGGACUCAAGAGACCAGACUGUGCUGGGAUUGGCUCUUUGGACAGGCAUGCACACAAUAGCAGCCCAGCUGCUGGGAUCUGGGGCAUCCAUCAAUGACACCAUGUCAGAUGGACAGACACUCCUGCACAUGGCAAUCCAGAGGCAGGACAGUAAGAGUGCCCUCUUCCUGCUGGAACACCAGGCAGAUAUAAAUGUCAGGACCCAGGAUGGACAGACAGCCCUGCAGCUGGCCAUCCAAAACCAGCUCCCACUGGUGGUGGAUGCCAUUUGUACCAGGGGAGCAGACAUGUCUGUGCCUGAUGAGAAAGGAAAUCCUCCCUUGUGGCUUGCCUUGGAAAACAACCUGGAAGACAUUGCAUCAACUCUGGUCAGGCAUGGCUGUGAUGCCACGUGUUGGGGGUCAGGGCCCAGUGGCUGCUCACAAACCCUUCUGCACAGAGCCAUUGAUGAGAACAGUGAGCAGAUUGCUUGUUUCCUGAUCCGCAGUGGGUGUGAUGUGAAUAGUCCCAGAAAGCCAGGCCCAAAUGGGGAAGGAGAAGAGGAAGCCCAUGAUGGACAGACACCCCUGCACUUGGCAGCCUGCUGGGGACUGGAGGAGGUGAUCCAGUGCCUUCUGGAGUUUGGUGCCAAUGUCAAUGCUCAGGAUGCAGAAGGAAGAACUCCAAUCCAUGUUGCCAUUAGCAACCAACACAAUGUUAUCAUUCAGCUGAUGAUUUCACAUCCAGAUAUUAAGCUGAAUGUACGUGACAGGCAAGGAAUGACUCCCUUUGCUUGUGCCAUGACAUACAAAAACAAUAAAGCAGCUGAAGCAAUUUUGAAGAGGGAACCAGGAGCUGCAGAACAGGUGGAUAACAAGGGUCGGAAUUUCCUGCACGUGGCCGUGCAGAACUCGGACAUCGAGAGCGUGCUGUUCCUGAUCAGCGUGCAGGCCAACGUCAACUCGCGCGUGCAGGACGCCUCCAAGCUGACCCCGCUGCACCUGGCAGUGCAGGCUGGCUCUGAGAUCAUCGUGAGGAACCUGCUGCUUGCAGGUGCCCAGGUGAAUGAACUGACCAAGCACCGUCAGACUGCUCUUCACUUAGCAGCCCAGCAAGACCUGCCCACCAUUUGUUCAGUCCUUCUGGAGAAUGGAGUGGACUUUGCAGCUGUAGAUGAAAAUGGAAAUAAUGCUCUGCAUCUGGCAGUGAUGCAUGGCCGGCUCAACAACAUCCGGGUCCUCCUCACAGAGUGCAAUGUAGAUGCAGAAGCCUUUAAUAUCAGAGGCCAGUCACCAAUGCAUAUUUUGGGACAAUAUGGGAAAGAUAAUGCAGCAGCCAUCUGUGACCUCUUCUUGGAGUGUAUGCCAGAAUACCCUCUAGACAAACCUGAUGCUGAAGGAAACACAGUGCUCCUCUUGGCUUACAUGAAGGGAAAUGCCAACUUGUGUCGUGCAAUAGUGAGAGCUGGGGCUCGCCUGGGAGUUAACAAUAACCAAGGAGUCAAUAUCUUCAACUAUCAAGUGGCUACAAAGCAGCUUCUCUUUAGAUUGCUGGAUAUGCUGACAAAAGAACCUCCCUGGUGUGAUGGCUCCAACUGCUACGAAUGUGCUGCCAAAUUUGGAGUCACGACAAGAAAGCAUCACUGCCGACACUGUGGACGCCUGCUCUGCCAUAAGUGCUCAACAAAGGAGAUUCCUAUCAUAAAAUUUGAUCUGAACAAGCCAGUUCGAGUUUGCAACAUCUGCUUUGAUGUCCUGACUCUGGGAGGAGUCUCCUAGUAUGCUGUGGAACCAAAGGGAUUCCCAGUCAGUGCUCCUGACAGCAGCUCUGCUUACAAGCCCUCUGGAUAGGGAAGAGGAGGCUUACACAUGUCUUCUGCAAUAGACUGAACUAAUUAAGGACCCUGUUAUGAUAUACUCUGGUAUAAAUGAUUUUGUAUGACUGUAAAUGUAUCAGGCUGCGAUAGACUUCACUAGGAAUCAGAGUGGAUUGUUGGAACCAAGUGACAAAAGAAUUGAGACCCUCUUCUAGUUGCAGUGGGGUAUGGAAGCUGAAAUUUGUACUGAUUGAAUCUGCAUAAAACAGGUCUGUCCUCAACAUGGUGCUUUGCACUGAGCAACUCUAUUAAGUCCUGUGGCUUUCAGGCUGCUUAGUAGAGAUGGUAUUAAGUUUCAGGGUAACCAGGCAUCUUUCUUUGCUUUGUCUUAAAGAUAAAUGUUCCCCUUCUCUAGAGAAGACUUUUUGUGAAGCUAAACUGAGCUGUUGCAACCACUGUUCAAGAAACUCUUCAGACCUGGGGGUAGUUCUAAGUAUAGCUCAAGAAUUGUGGCCUUACAACAGAAAGCUUUACCACAUCUGAUGCAAAGCAGUCAGAAUUGCAGAUCCACAUCUUGAUACCUCCUCAACAAAUGACUCGUUAGCUUUAGCAUGUUCAAGAGAAGUGCAAGAUUGUUUUAGGAAAAUGCUCUUGCUCAUACCUGCUGGAACUGUCAGUCUUCAUUGCACUUUCAUAUUUAUGUUGCUGGUCCUUGCAGUCCAUGGCACUUGUACAAAUGACCAUGAGUUUGCUGAAAGGCUGAGCAUGUGCUAAAGGAGAAACACUAAAAGUGGUGGAGUCUAACUCCCAGUACAGCAAUAAAUGCUGAAGUGCAUUAGGAGUCCCAGGAGGGAGAGAAACACUUUCUGGGGCUUGAGGGGCCUGGUAACUGCUGUGGGAGAGUCAGAAACUCUGCCAAGUGUGGAAUGUGCUGCACCUCUAGACACUAAACCUGGGCCCAUUUUCAGCAGGAUUGCUGGGGAGUGGGAGUGUACAUGGAGGCUUCCUGUUAGGAGUAAGCUGCAGGGUUUUAAUCUAGGCUGGUUGUACUCUCUUCAACAUGCUGAAUCUGUGGAAACCUACCACCACACUGUCUGGGUAAACAGGAGAGUAUUUGACUGGCAGACCAGCUUGUGAUUUGGUGGGCAAAGGCUUCAGUUAGAAAAAUGGGUACUUAAGCAAAACUACAUGAGGUAAAGCUAGUAUAGACUCAAUUCAGCAUUCCUCAUCUUUACUCCAUGAAUUGGUGUGCAUUUUUUAAUGACUGUUAUCUCCAGUGAACUGGAUGGACAGGUGAUGAUGUGUUGCCCUGUUUGGAGCAGUGACUUGUUGGUCUUGAAGAGUGAGAGGAGAUGAUGAACCAGGCUGCUCCUGUUACAGGAAACUUUCUCAGUUUUUCUCAAGCUUGUACAAGGAGAGGACAGGAGAGGGUUCAAUUGCUGACAUUUGUAUGAUUAAUUUCACAUCAAGUCUCACUUGAUCUGCACUUUGAUCUUCCAAAAUGCCUAUGUUGUAACUGGAAUCACCCCUGUACCACUAGGGAAGAACAAUGGAUGAAACACAAACUUGCCUCACUGUUUGAUUGUCUGCUGCUGACAUGUUGCAACAGAAUGCUCUGGGUAACACAGCUGGUCUCUAACACAGUUCCUAAUGCAAAUGGGGCACCUCUGGCACAAUGCUGUGGGUGAAUGAGGGAAAAUAGUGCUGUCAGUUAGUGGUAGCUGCAGUAAUUGUUGGUGUCAGUUAACUACAAUCUACAGUUUGGGGGUUUUUGAGUGAAAGACAUGAUGGAAAACAUUGUACUUCUGGUAUUUCAGGGUGUCACUGGUUGCAGAUCUCUAGCAGUGAAAGAAUGAUGGAAAGUGCAUUUGGUGAAAGAAGUCUUGACUGUAAUCCCAUGGUAACAUGUUGUUUUCCUUCUUGGUUUGGAGCUGAAGUGCUGUGGAGGGGUAAGGGUGUGCUCAGAAUGCUGAAAGUGCAGAGGAGGGGUUUUCCUGUGGGCUUCAGCCUGGUGGGGAAACUGCACAUAUGUAAUUGCCAAAGCAUUUAAACAUCACUGUUUCAGUGGCUUCUCUGAUGUAAGGGCAAGGGAACAGGAAAGCAGUGAUGGAGAAUGUGGAUCUGGUGAAAAUUCAGAUUAACCGAAUGGCAAGUUAAGGCUGGGUAGUUGCUUUCUAAAAAAUAGGAUCUUGAUUAUAACUGUAAAACUGUGGGAAAGAUCUGGAAACCACCUGUAGUGCUCCUGGUUUGCUGUUUACAGCCAGUACUCUCCCAGCUUACUGAAGUCUGAAAGGAAAGUAGAUUAUUGUUAAAUAUACAGCCUGAGGUGUUUGUUUAAUUUAAAGCAACUAAAUUCAGCAAAUUUGAUCUUUUAAAGUGCCUUUGAGAUAGUUUCCUUCCAGCCAACUCUAAAUAGCUUUCUGCCAGAGCUAAAGAGGGAAAGCUCACAACUUGAACCAAAACCCACCUUAGUUCUUUUCUAGUUCAGCUGAGGAGUUGACCCCUCCAGACAACUGCUGGGGCUCAGUCCCUCACACACUCUGCCUGGUGUUGGUCUGAGCUCUCAGACCACUGAGGUUUUUUGGGAGUUUUGCUGGCAAUGCUCCACUACAGGGUACAAAUGUGAAUGAGGCACUUGGUAAUGUAGUGGUGGUCAACACAUUUCUAACUCUAAACAACUGCUCUUCCCUUUUUGUAGCAUAAUACAGUUGUUACCAAACCCCCCACCCCUCUUAGCCCUGCUUUUAGUGGUGAAUAUUAACUCGAGUCUGCCAAGCAUUGAACAAAGGGUUAGAUGGGAACUCAGUUUGUGUCCCUGCAGUGCUGCUGUCACACGAGGCUCCAGGCACUUCAGCAGGGGUGCAUGGGAGGUCGGGUGGUUCCUGCUGUAGUUUUUGUUCUGAGACUGGAUUCCUUUUGCCUGCAGUCACCCAGCACUCUUACACAAGCACAAGCCGUGGUCUGGCUGGAAUUUCUGCCUGUGAGAGGUGCAGUCACUGUUUCACACCACUGAGUGGAGUGAGAACGCUGCUGUUGGAGGCACUAACAGAGCAGAGUGAGUUGCUGGCUAAAAGCUGACAGAUGCCUUAAUGACUUCCCGUGCUGGAGAUAACAGCUCAUCCAACUGCUCCUGUAGUGCUUAUAAACUAACAUGUAACAGUAUGGGAGGCCAGGGCUGGAUGGUUUUGUAGAUCAAAUAUUAAUAGCAAGUCCUCUUUUUUCUGUAACCAGCAGAGGUGGUCACUGCAGCAAACUCAUCUCUAGAAAAAUCAAAGCUUGUAUGAGUGACAGAAAUAACUGAACCUUCUAAUACCCUCUGUGAAAUAGAAAAGGAAGUCUUAGAACAAUGGCAUUUUAUCUGCAAUGUUUGUCUGGAGUUGUUGUAAAAAUGUAUUUUUCCAAUAUGCAUUACUUCGUUGUGUAAUGAUUCUACUUGUAAUAAAAUGCAAACUAGAUGAUGCAUUGUGAGGUGAAACCUUGCUAAGGAAGUGUCUGCUCCUGUAGAGACAGCUGCCCCUCUACAACUUAUCCUGACAAACCACGAAGAAAACCAGGGAUCCAACAUCCAACUGGGCACAACAGCUUUAUUCUUUGUUCUGAGAUUAGUCCAGGUAUUCAUUGUCAUGUUGUGGAACUGCUCCAACUGUUCUUUUGGCUGUCAAGGUCUGGUGUUCUGGUUUGUACCAUGUAGUCAUCUCAAAUGCCUUAUACUAGACUUACCUAUAAUCAGUUUUGUGAAACAAACCUGAGCUCCUGGGGCCAGAGCUGCUUCAGGGAGUUCACAGCUCAGGUUCCCAGCCCUGGGAGCACUCAGAGCUGUGUGCUGGAGGCAGCUCAGCCCCCUGGAGAGCACAGAGCUGCUGCAGCCUCACUGCAGGACAAGGAAAACUCCAGUGCAAUAGCAAACCCAGCCAAGGCUUCUGGGUGAGAUUGUGAUGCAUUAUUAGUCUUUUAUUAAUAAAACUUACUGAAGUACAGAUGCAUGGUGAGCUUUAUUAGAGCACUGUCUGUGGUGACUUGAGCCCUCUGUAGCUGUCACUGUUCCUUUUUCCACCAUGGGAGAAUCCAGCUGAGCUGCUCAGUGAAGAUACUUGGAGCACUUCAGGUCACUGAGGGUGUCUCCCUGUUUGCUUUAAUGGAUGACUUAUUCCUGGUGCAAGGCAAACUCUUCCUCCCCACUGUUUCCAAACCCUAAACUCAGGAAUAAGCUAUGAACUGGUUUCCAACCAACUUUAACUUAAACCAACACCUCCCUGCCCUGCCUUUUUGCAGCAGUUUAUUUGAUUUUUGUGUAGCUCUUGCAAUCAAAACCAUCCCCUCAGCACUAUUUGCAUAGUGAGUGUUCCAGCAAGAUGA
This is a messenger RNA of Melospiza georgiana, 8037 nucleotides long. It is a transcript of the gene ANKFY1, whose product is annotated as ankyrin repeat and FYVE domain containing 1. Gene Ontology annotation, biological process: Golgi to lysosome transport; retrograde transport, endosome to Golgi. The record is from RefSeq and is a predicted model, not a curated record. The coding region runs from base 134 to 3643 and encodes 1169 amino acids. Lineage: Eukaryota; Metazoa; Chordata; Aves; Passeriformes; Passerellidae. Gene Ontology annotation, molecular function: metal ion binding; small GTPase binding. The transcript is spliced from 25 exons. Gene Ontology annotation, cellular component: endosome membrane.